AUGGACCACCAUGGUGAUACGGCUGACCUGUCCCAGUUGCCACCCUAUCUGCAAGCGACCAUACAUCAGCUCGGAAAGGACCUCGGCCAAGUUCCACUCCAUCUUCCCUACGGACCACCCCUACGAGAGAUCAAGUUGUUAUGCGAUCCCCAACAACAGUACACACAUCUCCUGUUGGCUCGUCACAGAUUGACUGAGCAGCUGUCCAACUGUCCAGGCCUAUCUCCAGAGCUUAUCCUACGGCGAGCCGCCGUGUACGAGGCUUUAGGAUACAACGAGCUCGCCCUGGCAGACGCUUACGUGUCGUACACCCUCUGCGAAAUUGUCUUGGAAGGCACAGAUAUCUCGGAUCUCGAGCCCACGGGAUUGAACGGCAACCCAUGGCCGCCGUUGGGUGACAACGCCGUCGCCCUGGCUCACAAGUAUCGGUCUUUGAUCCUGCUGUGUCGAUCCGCUCUCAUCCUGGGCUGUCAACAUCAAGCUAAGCUUUGGAUCGACGACUUGCUUGAUCUGACAGACGCCUCACAGACGACCGGCGAGAAAAACUUAGACGCAGAGCAAGAUGCCGUGGUGGCAGACUUUUGUGAUUUCUUUGCUAUCUACAGGGAGGAUGGCAGCUUUCAACAGAGCGUCUCGGAACUCAGACGGAAUCCCAAGCCGACUCUCUUUGGCCAGAGUCAGCGGCAAGUGUAUCCCUGGAACGAACAUGAACCUAAUAGGAUGUCUCGAGGAGCUCUGGAAGAGAUCAACACAAAGCUUCGGGAGGUUGCCGAUGGCCUCGAGGUGGAAAUAUCGGUUUUGCCGAAUUUGACCUCAUCGAGCAGUCCUCCGAAUGAGACGGAGAGGCCAUCGCAUCCUGACAGAAGAACGUCUGGUUCUACGCCGUCUGAGAAUUCUUCUCAGUUGGGCCUCUUUGCCAAAAGAGAUUUGUCACCAGGGUCGACGAUCCUGGAAGAAAGAUCGGUAUUGACUGCUAUUCGACCGCAUGGAGAAGCUCUUUGUGAUGCCUGUGCCGCUAAUAUGGAGAGUAUCCAUCCAGAGGAUCGAUUCUACUGCACGGGAUGCAACAUCCCCUUCUGCUCUGAAGCUUGCUACUUGGCUGCAAAGCGCAAAUAUCACACGUCUAACGACGAAGAUGAUGAGACAGAUGAAGGUUACCCGCCGGCUAACAGCCCCUUUUGCCCUGGAACCCAUGGAAAUGAAGAUAUACACAUUCUUGGUCGUGCAGAAGGUUCUACGACUCCCGAAUGGGAUUUGUAUUUCCUACUACUGUCACGGACAAUGCAGAUGGCCGAGACUCAGAAAGUUCAUCCCCUUGAUCUGUUUGAGAUCAAAUAUCUCUGGGGGGACUUCUCUCCCGUGCCCGAACUCGGCAAUCGGCCUGCGCAAAGUGGGCCUAAAACAUUGCCGUACUGUGUCCGUCAUCAUGUCGAGCUCCCUCUCCAGUGGUUUGAGGUUCUCAUGCACUCACGAGAGGAAUGUAGGCCGUAUAGUGCGCACUGGCUGAAGAAGUACGACUGGUGGAUCAUCCAGACUCUCUUUGCCAAAUUUCGAGGAGUGGCCGACGCACAACAAUCAACCUGGACCGGUAAGCCGGAAGUGGCUGCGGUACAUCCUCUUUGGUGCCUAGCAAAUCAUAGUUGUAACCCCAAUGUUACCUGGAAACCCUCUGGGGUGAGAAGCCUGACGGUGGUGAAAGAGAGGAUAUGGCAACCUGGCGGAUCUGAGAACAACGUCGAAUGGACAGGUAUCAAAGCGGGAGAGGAAAUCUGGAAUCACUACACUGAUAUCCAUGAAAAGGACUUUCGGCGGCGAAGGGACAGAUUACAAGCAGUGCUGGGGGGAGACUGUCGAUGUGAGAGAUGCACCGUCGAAGCCAGCCUGGCGGAGUGGCACCACGACGAAAACGCGGCCGUUCACAUCGCACCGGAUCCACGGUGGCUGGAAUGA
This is a messenger RNA of Rhinocladiella mackenziei CBS 650.93, 1950 nucleotides long. RefSeq lists its product as uncharacterized. The record is from RefSeq and is a predicted model, not a curated record. NCBI's taxonomy places the organism in Eukaryota, Fungi, Ascomycota, Eurotiomycetes, Chaetothyriales, Herpotrichiellaceae. Gene Ontology annotation, cellular component: nucleus. The transcript has a single exon. Bases 1 to 1950 code for a protein of 649 amino acids.